UGCGGAAGAUAGUCACGUUCAGUUGGCUGCGAAGUAGCUCGCGUUUAAACAAUCCAAAUAAUAGGAAAGAUAUAUCUUGAACCAAUCACACUUGCCACACUUGCUCGAUUGCAAAUACAAAAACACACAUAUUUUUUUCGAGUGAUAACCCAGUGAGACAAAGCCAAAUUAAAAUAUACCCACACCAAAGACUAGUUCAAACCAAUCGAAAAAAAAAAACAAAAACAAAAGAUGCGGCCAUUUGGCAACGACAUAACAAACAUCCCGAACGGUGGUAAUAAUGGUGGUAAUAAUGGUAGUAAUAAUGGCAACAACGAUCCCAACGACGGCAACGACAACCGGAACACCAACAUCUCCAGUGAGGAUCCCAGCGAGGAGUCCGGACUAUCGGACGAUCCGAGUAUUCCGCCGCAUAUAGCGAGGAUCGGCGGAAUCGUUACCUGCCCCCCGAUCGCUGGACAAGGAGUUAUCCGGGUGGUUCAGCGGUGCGAGGACGCCAAGGAGAAUCACAAGCUGGAUCUUUCGAGCUGUGAACUGAUGCAAAUACCAGAUGCAGUGUAUCAUCUUAUGCGAAACACAGAGUUGAUCACCUGCAAUCUCAGUGGCAAUGUGCUCAAAAGCGUUUCGCCCAAGUUUUCGCAAAAGUUUAGCACCAUCACAGAUCUUAAUCUGUCACACAACAAACUUUCGAGGCUGCCAGAAGAAUUCGCCAGCUUGUCUGCGCUAACCAAGCUGAAUAUCUCGAACAACUCGUUCAUCGUUUUGCCACAAGUAGUCUUUAAGCUUCAGAGUCUUGCCAGUCUGGAUGCCCAGAACAAUGCCAUUUUGGAAAUUGAUACCGAUGAGGCAAUUACCAGUGACAAUUUGGCCCUCGUUGAUCUUCGCAAUAAUCCGCUGAGCAGAAACUGCCGACGAAAGCUGCAGAACUUCAAGACCCCCUUCCUCCUUGAGAUCUCCAAGGAUGUCGAUGACGACUGGUAAACCGGAUGUAUGUCCUGUCCAUCCAUUUUCCAACACAGCACACACAAAUCUCUCGUUAUCUCGAAAGAGAGCGCCCUAAACGGCCCUCCUUCAACUUAUUUAUUCUGUUUAUAAAAUCUAUAUAUAUAUUUAUCAAAAACCCA
This is a messenger RNA of Drosophila mauritiana, 1124 nucleotides long. It is a transcript of the gene Sclp, whose product is annotated as leucine-rich repeat-containing protein 20. Gene Ontology annotation, molecular function: protein binding. The record is from RefSeq and is a predicted model, not a curated record. NCBI's taxonomy places the organism in Eukaryota, Metazoa, Arthropoda, Insecta, Diptera, Drosophilidae. The transcript is spliced from 4 exons. The coding region runs from base 232 to 981 and encodes 249 amino acids.